AUGGUAAAACAUCCCUAUGAGCAAGUCAUCAAGUUUGAAGGUCUGGGAACUUUAAAGCCAAAUAGAGCCAGAACAAAGAGAUCAAGAAAUGGGUGCUUCAACUGUCGAAAAAGAAAGAAGAAAUGUGACGAGAUGAAGCCUUCUUGUUCUUCAUGUAUCAACAAAUGUAUUAGCUGUGUUUGGCCCAAAGAUGGUGGUGAUAAAUUACCAAAAGGAUACAGAGUUCCAAGCUCUACGUCAUCUGAGAUGAACCCCAAUGAGGGCACAAUAUUCAUUCCUGUUGAGUUUGACUCAAAGACACCAGAAGUCGAAGAAAGAUCACCAGUCAGCUCCAUUGAUUUUUUUGAGUCACCUAAAGGAAUGACAAUGAUUCCUUAUUCCAAUGUCGCAGAGCUCAUAGAUGACUUUGGGUCUCCAGAUUCAACCUCCUAUUCUCUAGAUCUUGAAAAUUCAUCAACUCCUUCAUAUAAAAUAACUUUUCUCAGUCCAUUUAGUUCUGAUCCUGAUCAAAGGUUCAUCUUAGCUUGUACAAAUGGUUUUAUUGAAUCUGUUGGUCCUCAGUAUACACAUCCUUUGCUAACAACCACUGCAACUUUUUCACCGUUUGUCAACAAUAAUCCAAUUUCUCAAAAAGUUGCCAUUGCCUGUGGUUGUGCUUUUCUGGCGUGGCAAAACCCUGAAUUAACUGGAUUGUCAACUCAAAAAUAUUAUACAGCUUUUAAUGCCUUGGAAACUUAUGUGAAUAAUAAUGAAUCUGCUUAUAAGGAGAGCUGGGUUGGUGCUGCGUUUCAAUUGAUGUGCUUGUGCUCUAAAAUCACUUGGAGUUGUUCAUCUGAUAAUUGUAUUGCUAAUCUAGUGAACUCAUAUAAAAUCAUUAGAAGACGGUUCAUUGAAACAACAAGGUAUGGUAAGAAGAUACAAAAAAGUGAUAAGAUUUCAAGUUUAGAACCUCAAUCAGACUUGGCCCAUUAUUUGAAGGACUUCAAGAAUGAUGCACUACAAAUGGAAAUUGAGAAUAGCCUGAUAGAUCUGGAUGAUUUCAGCACGGAAGUUUUUGAAUCACAUUUUGAAAAAAUGUUUGUUGAAAGUUUUCUAUUCAAUUAUAGUAUCGCCCUUUUGGUUUCUGAACAAUUUUAUCUUUUACCAAAUCCGUUUGAAGUAUUUAGAGACCUUCGUCAAUUCUUGAAAACACCGUUAUUCAGCUGUGAUGUUGCUUGGAUGAAUAACCCUGUAUUUGGUGCUUCUUUAGAUGCUUAUGAGUUGGCUGCUAAGGCUUCAUAUCUACUGAGAAACUUGAAUGAUCCAAAUAUGCUUGUGACUGCAAAGAAGCUCUAUGAUCUUGCAAGUUUUUAUCCAUCACCAAUGAUUCCAUCAGAGAUUCGUGUUAAUUCUACCAAGUAUAAGAACUUAAGAGAUAGUGUUUUGAUGGCUGAAAUCGUUGCCAAAGUUUCAAAGAUAUUAUUAAGAAAAUUAAUCAUACCAGAAAUAACAGAAAUGGAUUCGGUUGUCCAGAAGGAUUUAUCUUCUAUCUUUAUCAAACUGAAAUCAAUCUCGUCAGAUUCUAGGGUGAAGAUUAUUUCUUGUUGGCCACUUCUUAUAGCUGGUGCUGCUACUCAAAAUGAAGAACAACGGGAACUUUUAACGAAGACCCUAUUAGAAGCUGGUGCCUUAACACAUGGUCGUCAUGUUUACACAGUUUUGGAUGCUCUAGAUAUCGCUUGGGGCAAAAGCCCAGAAUGUGAAGAGAUCAAAACCAGAGGUCUUGAUAUAUUAUUUGAUAGAAGAGUUGUGGGUAAAGUGAUUUUAUAG
Molecule: messenger RNA, 1809 nt
Organism: Hansenula anomala
Lineage: Eukaryota; Fungi; Ascomycota; Saccharomycetes; Phaffomycetales; Wickerhamomycetaceae
Product: Zn(II)2Cys6 transcription factor
Exons: 2
Coding region: 1-1809 (602 amino acids)
Biological process (GO): positive regulation of transcription by RNA polymerase II
Cellular component (GO): nucleus
Molecular function (GO): transcription cis-regulatory region binding; zinc ion binding; DNA-binding transcription factor activity, RNA polymerase II-specific
Source: RefSeq, a predicted model, not a curated record